CUCCCACUACACAGAAACUCGCUGGUCGGUGUCUCCUCCGCUCUUCCGAAUCCAGUUCAAAGACUAAAACUAAAUCGAAUAUCGGCUUCGAACUCUCUUGUCCUGAAAGUCUGUCCUUGAACACGUGUACUCUAUUUUGCACUCUCUUUCUUACUCCUUUCGCUCUUUUACUUUCUCUCGCUCUCUCUUUCUCUCUCUGGAAGUUGGAUUAUGAGCGCAGCCGGUUCGUCAGGAUAUUGUCCGUUUUCCAGCCGUUCCACAGAAGAUGACCGGUGGUACAACUGAGAUAAGGAACAGCGAAAGGAGAUCGAUGCUACCAAAGAGUUUAAUAAUCAGUAGUUGAAACAAGAACUAUGCCUUCUCCCGUCUGUUUCUGUAAAAAGCUGAAGGAUGGGGAUGGAGAAACGUGAGCAGACAGAGCUUGGAAGCUAGAGUGGCGGUGAGCCCAGGCAAAGCCCUCCUAUGAGGUGAGGUGACCUCUGACCCCCGGCCUGCCCCUCCCCCAGCCCAGUGCCCCUCACGCCCCUCCACCAGGCAGCAGACCUAAGGGAUGUCACGGAUCUUCCCCCUGAUCACCUUGCUCGCCGUCUCCUCAAGCAUUCAGGUGUCCCCAGCUGUACUUGUUCCUAAGGUGUUGGUGCAGAAAUGGGCGAAGUACAAGGAGGAGUGUCUCCGCAACAUCAGCAGAGAACCUCCACUCGCUGGUGUGGUGUGCAACCGGACGUUUGAUCGUUUCGCCUGCUGGCCUGAUGGACUCCCUAACACCACGGUCAGUGUGUCCUGCCCGUGGUACCUGCCCUGGCAUAACAAAGUCCAGAACCGGUCGGUGUACAGGCAGUGUGAAGCAGACGGCCAGUGGGUUGAUCAGCAGAACAGCACGGAGUGUGAAAACAACAACCCUGAUCAGGAGUACUAUGGCAAGAUCCUUCAGAAGUUCUGGAUCAUCUACACCCUGGGCUACUCUCUGUCCUUGGGCGCUCUAGUGCUAGCACUUGGAAUCCUGAUAACUUUCAGGAAAUUACACUGUAUGAGGAACAACAUCCACAUGAAUCUGUUCGCCUCCUUCAUCCUGCGGGCUUUGUCCAUUCUGAUAAAGGACGCCAUGUUCGAAGACAACAACGUCAAUUUGGGAGAGAAACACGAGUAUGAGAUUGAGGUCAGCGAGACGGACAUAGGGUGUCGUAUCGCCAUCGUGAUGAUGCAAUACAGCAUCAUGGCUAACAGCUAUUGGUUGCUGGUGGAAGGUAUCUACCUCCACAACCUCCUGGUCAUCACUGUCUUCACAGAGAGAAACUACUUCACCAUCUACUUGUGCAUCGGCUGGGGUGCUCCCCUCAUCUUCCUAGUGCCCUGGUUGACAGUGAAAUACCUGUAUGAGAACCAAGGGUGUUGGGAGCGGAACAUCAAUAUGCAGUACUGGUGGAUUAUACGAUCCCCCAUACUGAUCGCUGUUGUAAUAAACUUCCUGAUAUUUAUCCACAUUAUAAAGAUCCUUGUGUCCAAGCUGAGGGCCCACCAGAUGAGAUACUCAGAUUACAAGUUCCGGUUGGCUAAGUCUACCCUAACCCUGAUUCCUCUUCUGGGAAUCCACCUGGUAGUGUUUGUCUUUGUGACAGAUGAAUCUACCACGGCCACCAUCACCCUGCGUCUCACCAAACUCUUCAUCGACCUCUCGUUCUCUUCUUUUCAGGGUUUGCUGGUGGCCAUCUUAUACUGCUUCUUCAACAAAGAGGUCCAGUCGGAGAUCCUGAAGAAGUGGAAGCGCUGGAAGCUGGGACGGAACAUCGAAGAGGAGUACCGCCACACCUACAGCCAGCCUCCUCACCAGAACACCAAGAGUGGCAGUGUGGCGGGUCUGGGGCAUGCUCACGGGGUUCGCCGAAACACGCACUCCUCCUCGCUGCUCCACCCCUGCCUCCCCGACAUCGCCACCACCACCUCCUCCGCUCCGCCCGGCCAAGGCCCCGGCCGCUGCCCCCAGGAGAAGCAGCUCCUCGUAGUCUCCUGCCAGAACGGCUCGGGGCGGAACAAGAAGAACACGGAGCUGACCAUGCAGCUGACCUCGCCGGCAUGCGAGGGCUCCGUCAGCUGCAGCCACGCCCUAAUCGAAGACAACGCGGACAACAUCCGCUUGACGGGUCAGUUGUCCGAGCGCUACGAGGCUCCCAGAGGGAACGCUGAGAGCCGCCUCUGAGAAAAGAGAGGGAGGGGGAAACCGGUGACAUAAGCCCCCCCCCCCCCCGAACCACAGCAGAGAUGGGAGAGGGCGGGGGACCAUUGAUGGUAUAACAACCUCCUAAGAACCACAUCAGGGUGGGGACGCCGGCUGCUCUCUUCCGCUCCUCCCCUCCCUCUCCUAUGGACUCGGCCUGUAUGCGGAGUGGAGUGGAGGGUUUGGGGUUAACUGUGGAGGAGUCCUGGGGAUGGCGAGCGUGCGUCCAGAGAGGCUGUGGGUGUCACCGUCAGUGGAAGAGAGCGACACACGCUAAUGAUGGAAAACACUCAGCGGCGGGAACAGUCCUGUUAGCAUGACGCACGUUUCAGUGGCGCGGUGUGUGGUGGUAGCAAAACCAAAAGUGGUUUUAUCAUCUCACCGGUGGUGGGGGCGUGGCUACGCGACACCAGGGGAAGCCGCGGCCGUCUCGGCACCCUGGCUUCCUGCGGCUUCACAGAAACAGGGGAUGAGCUAGAUGGAUCACUUGACAUUGGUGGUCAACUGAAAGGUGACAGAUGAUGGGUGGACAACCACGUGACAGAAAGACAGUGACGUCCAUCUUCGCAGGCCAGAUACCCGUGUUGGACCGACGUCCUCUGACCGCGGGUGUCCUGUGAGCGAUGGAGAUCUCCGACAAGACAUUCACAGAGCACUGCAUAGACUCACUUCUGCAUGUUCACAAAGCUAAAACUGCGAUGAAGAAAAAAGAAGUUACAAAACUAAAUGUGCCAUGUAAAAUAAUCAUAGGAAUAUAAUACACAGAAACCUCGAAUCGCUAAACACAGGGUCUUAGGGUUAGUUCCUCAUAUGUGUUUGUUGUCAUCAUUGUUGUUGUUGUUGUUGUUGUUGUUGUUGUCAAAUAGCUACGUGUUUCGUGGUGCUGGAGAUACUAGAGGAAGAAUUAAAACCUUAUUUACAAACAGUGUACAAACAAACCCACUGGCGAAGUAACAGGACAACCAGAAAAAUGGGCAGAACUCAUUAAAACCUAUUCAAAAAAAUUAUAAAAUAUAUUUUUAUUUUUGCCUUCAUUCGUGGCCUUCAUAGGUCUUGGUUAAGAUCAAACAAGAUACCCUUUGGCCUUUUUGCUUUUAUUUAAAUAGAGAGAGAUAACAAGAAGAAAGAGAGAGAGAGGGGCAAAUAAAUAUAAUAUAUAGAGAGAGAAGUGCAUAUAUUUGUUCAAACCAACUCGUAAAAAGUCUAUAUUGUAUUAAAAUCGUUGGUCAAAUGUUGUAGAUCACUUGCUUUACCUUUACCUGAAACCCUGUGUACAGCUAGUUCUAUACAUCUGUCCAUUGUCGGGAUUUUGUUCACAUUGCUAUUGUGCCCACAUUUAUGUAAGCAGGUUGUAGGAGACCAAAACAAUGCAUUGUGAUCUGAUGGUGAUAAAAUAUUUUAGAUGUAAACAGACAAUACCAGGAUAGGAUCAAGAAGUAGGAAACAUUAAACUGCAGAUGUAAACGGGGCUAAAGGGUGCUUCCCAAAUGCACAUAAUCUACUAUUUUGUGUCAGAUGACCAAACCACCAGGACAAAACCCAUGACGGCUGGAUCUUUCACCAUUCAGAUUGUUAAUUAACUGAGGAAUACAGCAGAGUUGGGUUGACAGUGUCAAUUAGUUAAUUUACAGUUACAGUUCCCUUUAAAGCUUUUUUAAUUAGUGAUGGGAACUGGAAUUGAGUUCUGAAUUGACUGGAAUUUUAAUUGAGUUGAGCCCAACCCUGGAAUCAUGGGUCUGACACAGGAAGUAUAUUCAGGUAGAAAAGGGGAUGGAAAAGGGGAUGAAGCUGAUAACGAUGGUUAUGAUUAUCGUCACUUUCUUCAGUACACAUUCAUGCAAAGCUCCCAAUAGGAGAAUUGGAUCUUAUUUUCUUUUCUCUUUUUAAUUUUUUACAUACAAACCUUUGGUUUGCGUAGAAUAUCUGCAUUCACCCUGUAUUGAUCUUGGGAAGAAGUGUGAUGUUGUAAAUAUAUCCUGUGUUACAAUAUACCAAUAUGUUGUUCGAUGGGAUGGUUUGAUCAAAACCUAGAAGAAAAGACACAGUGUGCCUUUUUUAGUAAUUCAGUGUAGCACACCAACCUUUUGGAAUUACAGUAUUUAUUUAUUUUAUCAUUAUUUUAAUUUAUUUUAUAUAUAGCAAGUCAACAUCAAGACCAAGUUCAAUGAGUGCUGCAUAUACACAAUUUGCACAAUAAAAUACCAUGUAAAAUGAAAUACUAUCUAAUACAAAAAUCCAAGAACAUUUACAUUUCUCAGCACGGUCAGCAAGGUGCCCAACAGGCACCAGGAUCUUCAGUCAGGGAACUUUUCGUUGUUCCAAACUGUAACAGGAAUUAAAACGUCCACUAGUGUUCUGAUUUCAUAUUAACUUUAUUUUUCAUCAUUGAGCCCGCCAGCCAGUCAGCUUAGUUUGAAUUCAGUUUUCUCUACAGAUACACUUAUUCAAAAUGAACUUCUCUUUCUUUUCUAAUUCACACUAAACACUGCAACCCCCGCCAGACCUUGAAACUCUUUCCCCCACCACCACCAUCCCUUUUUUAAAGACGGCCUUCUUCUCCUGGUCAGAGGUCAGACACCAGAAAACAGUGUGUUCUCCCACUGAACAGGAAAAGGAGCAGCGCCACCUCCAGCAAGUGGUCACCCACAAUAAUUACAAUGUAAGACAAACACUAUCGCAAUUCAAGCCCUCAACUAUUUUACUAUUUAAGUUGCAUGACUUAAUAGCCCACUCCACCAGUACUGUAACCUGGCAACAACCUCAUCUGUCACAAAAUACUGGGUCCAAAUAAAAAGAGGCCAAAUGGGAUUCCUCAGUUAGCCCCCAAUCCCAUUCCUGGUAAAAAUCAACACACCACGGCUGUAAAGCUAACAUUACAGAUCAAAUAACGUCAGUGAACAGUUUAUAACCGUAAUAACAUCAUCAACGCCUUAUUGCUUAUGUAUUGCUUACCAUCAGAGUAGUCGACAUUUAAAUCUCAUCCCCAUUUUCUUUAGUCUGUCCGAAUCACAAAUAUAGCGUUCUACUUGUAAAAAAUGACAGUGGACUAUGAACUACUGUGAUCCUGGGGUCAAAACUGCUCCUCUAUGGCUCAGUUAGUCUAGAGCGUGCAGCCCCAGGAUUGUGGGUGUAAUUCUUCUAAAUGACUUGCUGAUUGUCUGAAAGCUGUGAUAUAUUUCCUGAAAAUGGACAUGAUGUUUGGGAGGAUGGGAGGAUGAUGAUGGGGAGGAUGAUGUUUAGGAGGAUGGGAGGAUGAUG
This is a messenger RNA of Esox lucius (northern pike), 5470 nucleotides long. It is a transcript of the gene gcgra, whose product is annotated as glucagon receptor a. The transcript has 15 exons. Gene Ontology annotation, biological process: adenylate cyclase-activating G protein-coupled receptor signaling pathway; cell surface receptor signaling pathway. Gene Ontology annotation, cellular component: plasma membrane. The coding region runs from base 551 to 2194 and encodes 547 amino acids. NCBI's taxonomy places the organism in Eukaryota, Metazoa, Chordata, Actinopteri, Esociformes, Esocidae. Gene Ontology annotation, molecular function: peptide hormone binding; gastric inhibitory peptide receptor activity; glucagon receptor activity. The record is from RefSeq and is a predicted model, not a curated record.